AUGAGUCGCCCGGCUAGCAUACCAUCACACUCAGGUCCUCCGCCCUCAUACAACUCGUACCCGACGCAUCAUGCUUCAGCAUCUCGACCCGAAAUCGUUGCGCCUGGCCAUCAGGUUCGUCCCUCAGAAGCCAGUAGCAACCAAAAACUACCCAGUCUUCGUACGCUCUUGGAGCCAGAGCUACUCGACAAGAAGGCUUCCGAUCCGCCACCGAGCGCGGCGGGCGCUCAGCUCUCGCAUCCACAUGGCGGGAGAUACGGGUCUUCCAGUCCGACAUUGAAACGGCGGCAUGAGUACGACAGCCAUUUCCAUGGUUACCCAGAGCAUAAUUCUCUACCCUCUCAGCCACCCUAUCACCAUCGUCAACCCUUCACAGCCGCAAAUGCUACUCCAUCCACCGCUUCAUCGACAUCCAGCUCUGGCUUCGGCGUCAGCCGCGGAGAGCUUCACUGCCGCGAAAGUUUUGUCCACCCUUCGCCACAUGAUCUGACUGGCAACGGACGUCGACAGCCCUCAUUAGUGUCUGAUUCUGCGGGCGCAGUCGUGGCCCAGGCAGCCCAGCAAGAACUAGGCUUCGAUCCGAGUAGGCCUGUUAGAAUGCGACGAUUAGACGGUUCUUCACGCGCACCGAUACAAGCCUCGCGAUGCGUUGGCCAGCGCGACAUACCGGGUGAAGGGCUUUGCUAUGUCUACGAGGAUGGCACUUACUGCCGAGCCAUCAUAGAUGGCGAGGCAGUCAACCCCUCGUGGGGCAUCACAAAGGCUGGGAAGCCUCGUAAGCGACUUGCACAAGCUUGCUUGACUUGCCGAGAAAAGAAGAUCAAGUGCGAACCCGGAUAUCCCAAAUGCCACCAAUGCGCCAAAUCCCAAAGGGUAUGCAGAGGUGGUAUCAAUCAGAGCAAUACGUCUGGCGAUAUUUCUCCGUCGAGCUCCGCUCCGCUAUAUAAGCACCCGUCAUCUGAACUGCUCAGCCCUGCAGUAGGUUCAGACAGAACAAAAACUCUGGGAGAACUACGAGAUCAAUCAAAACCUUUUGACGCUUGGAACACCGGAACGCCUUACAGACCAAGGAAAAUUCGAUCAACCACGAUUGCGAACAAGAGAGACAUGUCGGUGCAUUCCUUCGACUCUGAUUGGAGUGGCUCCGCAAACGACCAGCAUAUGGAGGACCCUGGACGCGGCUCGUACUCUGACCAGCUUGCGCUGCAAUGGGAACAAGACCCUUUCGAAACCGACCCGAGGCUUACAAUGGAUCUGGUGGAACUCUAUUUUCUCCAUGCUGGCCGUGCAACGUACAGCAUGUUUCCACGCCGGCCCUUUAUGAGGUGGGUGGAAACAAACCGUGACAAGAAUCAAGACCACCUGAUGCUCCUCUAUUCUAUCCUGGCAAUGGGCUCCAUUUUCGCAACAGAUCCGGAGAGACGAGCGCUGGGCAAAAGAUUCGCUUCGGUUGCGUCCUAUGCGGCAGAAAAGCGCUUCGGAAAAUUUACCUUGCAGCUGUGUCAGACUCGGCUGUUGCUCGCGCUUCAUUUAUUCGCCAAAGGCAAAUCACAGGAAGCCUGGGACUACUGUGGCGCCGCUCUACGCGCCGUCAGUGCCUUGAAACUAAAUGCCGAAGACGGUGUCCAAGACCUUGCUGACAACAAUGUCAAUAUGGAUUACGGGUUCGACCGUCGGACGUUUGAAGAAUGCUGCCGUCGUACCUUUUGGUCUGGACUGCUGAUGGAUGUAAGUUGCGACAUCAUCAAGGACCCUACACCCGUUGAAUUGACCCCCCAACAGCGAUACAACGGCUUCAUCGGGGGAACCUUUUUCGUCCUUAAUCCGGAGGAUGCUUUUGUCCGGCUUCCAUGCCCGGAUAGCAUGUAUGAGACCUCGACUCCAUGCGAUGCCCCGUUCUUUGACGAGGAGCUUCUGAGCAACCGAGCGGCACCCAACCCCGCUAUGGGUCACAUGGCCCACUUGUGUGUGGUCUCAACACUGUGGGGAGAGGUACUGACCUUUACUGGUCGAGCUGCGCGGCGACCCGACACUGGAUAUGAACGACAUUAUGAAACGUUUUAUGCAAAAAUCUACGAGAAGUUGGACGCUUGGCACGCCCUGUUGCCCGAAAAACUGCGUUAUACCCCCCAAAACCUCGACGCAAGUAUCAUUGAAGGAUAUGCAGGCACCUUCAUAUCGAUCCAUGCUCUGUACUCGGCAGCUGUUAUUCGACUGAAUCGCCACGUCCGCGUGCACGCAUUGCCGACAGAAAAAAUAUGCCGAAACCUAAAACAGGCCCUCGGCAUGGCAUCCAGCUUUCUCUCCAUGAUGCACACGCUCGCCCUGGUAAAUCGUCAGCAGCGUCUUCCGGCUUCCGUUGCAUCAGAGUUCAUGUUUUCGACUCCAUUCCCCGGCUAUGCGCUUAUGCUGUCGGUUGACGUGCUCACGUCUGCCGGCCUUAUCUCCGCACUGCCCAAUUUGAUCGAGACACUGAGUACUACUGUUUCGUGCAUCGAUGAGUUGGCAAGCUUUUGGGCAUCGGCAAAGACGCAACAGAAAACAGUGUCGCAUCGUGUCAAGCAACUAACGGAAAUUGCUGCGCAGGAUGGACAAAAUGUCAGGAGUGGCAACUACGGCAACUUCUGGAGGAUGAACAACAGUCUGCAGACAUCUUUUGGAAGCGAUGAUUUGUUGUACAAGGCCGAGGAACAGUUAUUGUUUGGCGUUGUUGGUCAGCUUGCGAGUUAA
This is a messenger RNA of Exserohilum turcica Et28A, 2730 nucleotides long. RefSeq lists its product as uncharacterized. Gene Ontology annotation, cellular component: nucleus. Gene Ontology annotation, biological process: DNA-templated transcription; regulation of DNA-templated transcription. The transcript is spliced from 2 exons. NCBI's taxonomy places the organism in Eukaryota, Fungi, Ascomycota, Dothideomycetes, Pleosporales, Pleosporaceae. The coding region runs from base 1 to 2730 and encodes 909 amino acids. The record is from RefSeq and is a predicted model, not a curated record. Gene Ontology annotation, molecular function: zinc ion binding; DNA-binding transcription factor activity, RNA polymerase II-specific; DNA binding.